CCCGGGAAUCCUUUACCUGUUCGCCAAACAUUGCCACCACGGACGAGAAAGGGAGAUUCGUUCGAGACUUCUAGAGAGAGAAAGCAUACAAACGCACAGAAGAUAGAGAGAGAGAGAGAAGAUAAGCAUCAAUUCUAGGGUUUCGGUCGAGAUCUGUGAUUGAUUUCGAUUUCCAUUUCAAGGUUAAUCGGUGCAAAUCGUUAACGAUUUCGAUCCAAAAAUCGACUACCGAUUUCGAGAUUCGUUUAGGGUUUUUGUGAGAAACUGCACUGAACUGAAAACGAUGAACGAUCAGCCUCAGAUAAUAAACCAACCACCACCACCACCGCAGCAAAUGAUGGCGCAGGGUCCGAUGCUCAGCAAGGCUCCCCCUCAGGUAAUGAUAAAUGCCCCUCCUCCUCCUCCUCAGAUGAUGGCUGUGUCGCAGCCCCAGAUGCUGGGCCAGUCUCAGUUGAUCGGCCAGUCUCAGAUGAUUGGCCAGGCUCCGAUGUUCAGUCAGUCGCAGCCUGUGAUGAAUCGGAAUUACAAGCCCUGGCAGCAGUCGGGUUUGGACCCCAAGGCUAACAACCCCAACAAGAAGUUCCACAGCUCGAAGCCCGGGUUCAGUCGGGGCAAUUGGAAGGGCAAGAAGCCCAAUGAUAUGCUGCGCAAUGAUUCAAGGAUGGCCCCUAACCAGUUGCUUAACCCCAGCAUCGGUGGUGCUGCUGGCGCCAGCGGAGGCUACCAGCCCCCGACCCUCAAUGAGCUGCAGUCUCAGAACCGGCUUAAAGCCCGCAAGUUUUACCCGAAGAAGAAGUUCAACAAUAGGUUCGCGCCCUAUGCUCCCAGGAACACGACCUCGUUUAUUAUGCGGGCGAAAAAGUCUGGUGGAAUUACUUCGCUGGUGUCUCCGUGCCCGGUCACACCAACUGUGCUCCCCACCCCAAUAUUCUCUCCCUCGAGGGAGGUCCUCGUAGACAUGGCCAAGGAGGAGUGGGGUGUUGAUGGGUAUGGGUCGAUGAAAGGCCUGAUUAGGCUUCGCAAUGAGGUAGACAACAGGGAGAAUGAUGACGAAGAGGUCGACGACUAUGAGAACGAAGAUGAUAAUGGAUCUAGUGAGAGUGAUGUGGAGGAGGAGAAGAACAAUGUGUUGAGCAGGUUGGAUCAUGAGAUGAGCCGGUUUGAGAUGGUUUAUCCCAGUUAUGGAGUGGGUUACAACAACAAUUUAGAGAAUAGGGUUGAUGAUCAGGAUACCCAUAUUGCACAGCUGGAGGAGGAGAACUUGACAUUGAAGGAGAGGCUGUUCCUGAUGGAGAGAGAGCUCGGUGACUUGAGGAGGAGGUUGCUGUUGUUGGAGAGGCAGAAUCGGCAGGGUGAGGAUGCUAAUGAGGAGGUCGUGGAGAAUGGUUCUGAAAAUGAGAGUGAGGGAGGAUCAGAUGUUCGCGGUUUGGGAGGCGAUAGCAAGGAGGCAGUCAUGGAAUAUGUAGAUGCAAACACAGCUGCGCAUUUCUGUGAAGGUGGCAUUGCAGAGGAUGAUAGCAAUGGUAUUGACGCAGAGAAUAAAGGUAAAGCUGAUGCUUGUAUGGUAGACUUUGCAGCAAAUGAAGCUGGACUAGGGGCUAUAGCUAAGGAACAUGAUGCAGGGAAUGAGAAGGUGCACUGCGAUGUAAGUGAAGAGACGAAUGAUGUGAGUAAUGAGAAAGCGCAGGAUGUGUCAGCAGUAAACGAAAUUGAUGUGCAGGACUGCAGAGAAGAAGGUGCUGGAAAGUUACAUUAGGAGAAGAGCAUUGGCGAUGGAGACGAAUGUUAUGUCCCUCGUUCUUUAUGAAGACUUGUUCCCCUAUUCUAUCUGGUCAGGAAGUGGUAUCCAGGAUCGAGCAAGUGGUGCUUUGCCCAUCUGCUCAAUCUUCAAGGAGAGAUUUCCAGAUAAGUCUCUACCAGGAAAUUUUGAUUUCCAGAUGAGUCUCUACCAGGAAAUGCAAUAAUGCGAGUCUUUUACAUGUAUAAUCGGAUGGUAAAUUGCCUCUGUGAGAUGUUUCUUUGGUCAAAUAAGUCGGUAGUCUGCCAUGCUGUCUUUUCUGUGAUCUUGUUGUGAUAACGAAUAAAUGAAGCGAUAAAACUCAUUUUUUGUGGGUUGAGGGGAAAAUUAAAACAUCUUUUCCUCUGAAAUGUAUGAGCGGGAAAGAUUAUCCAACAGAAUAUUAUGGAAGCAGUCUGUCUCCUUUUAGGACUGGGCAUGUGUUUAUUUUAGUAAGCAAGAGGCCAUUUUUUCUCAAAGGGAUUGACUUAUUUAUCUGCUGGGAACUAUGUAAAUGUUUGUAGAUAAAGGACCAGAAAAGUUGUUACCUGUGAAAAAUUCCCUCGGGUGGACGCUUCGUGUCAACUGCUGCAGAUGUAUACACUUAAAAUCUUUGCUCGCUGGAAGUAGCUUUGGAGAUGAGAUGAAACUCAAUCGGAAGGGGAUUGAGUUGAGCAUAUGAAGUCCGUGAGGGAGAGUGAUGAGACUGACAGAGAUAUGGCUUGCCUGUGGCUGGAGGAUAUUUCUAUUAUUGAAUGAUUAAUGAUUAUUUCUUGUUUAUCAGCUUUGAUGUUCGACGAUGUAUCUUGAAUAACUUUGCGAAUUAUGCUAUGUUUCAAAGAGUUAUGCUGCGUUUGGUUUCAAA
Molecule: messenger RNA, 2642 nt
Organism: Punica granatum (pomegranate)
Lineage: Eukaryota; Viridiplantae; Streptophyta; Magnoliopsida; Myrtales; Lythraceae
Source: RefSeq, a predicted model, not a curated record